This is a messenger RNA of Nicotiana attenuata, 1918 nucleotides long. RefSeq lists its product as uncharacterized. NCBI's taxonomy places the organism in Eukaryota, Viridiplantae, Streptophyta, Magnoliopsida, Solanales, Solanaceae. The transcript is spliced from 2 exons. The record is from RefSeq and is a predicted model, not a curated record. Bases 81 to 1883 code for a protein of 600 amino acids.
UUUUCUGGACAUUCUUCUCUUCUUUUCCAUACCAUUUCAGAAGUCUUUCCUUUUCCUUAAUUUUAGGGUAAAAAAAGAAAAUGGGGAGUUGUCUGAGCAAGAAGUGCUCUAGUACUUGUACUCCUGUUGCAAUUUCAAGCACAAAUCAAGAAACCAAACCAAAUACCCUGCAAGUAGAAAAGAAGAAAGUAGAGGGACAAAUAGUGAGAAAAGAAAUCUUUGUUAUCAAACACAGGAUAAGCCAUGAAGGGUCUAUAUGUUCUAAAGGCUCAAAAGAUAAUGCCAACAACAGUAAUGGGGAAUCUAGCAAGAAGAAUGCUACUAUUAUUGUACCAGCACGAGUGAGGAGUAGGAGUUCAAGUUGUACAAAGGAAGAAGUUGAUGCUAUUUUAGUACAAUGUGGGAGGCUUAGUAGGAGCUCAUCCAUUAACAAAGGUCUUUCCUUAGAAUCUUGUGAUAAUACCAAGAACCACAAUAGAAGUAGAAGGUACUCUAUUUCUAAGAAAAGUUAUGAUUUUGACAAUGAGAAUACAAGUGGUGGUAGCAGAAGAGUGAGCAGAUCUCCUGGUAGAAGAUCUGAAUCACCAAUUACUGCUAACAAUUGUGCUGAGCUUGUUUCUACAGCUUCUAUUCAAAGGAUUCAAGUGAAGAGAAAUGUAGGUGCUGCAUCUCCUCGUGCUCGGUCCCGGUCUCCAGCAAGGGUGAGUGCAAAGGUAUCAAACGAGAACAUGAAUUUCCUACACCAGCCUUUGUCCCUUAGCCGCAACAAUUCCAGGAAAAGGGAAGAUUCUCCUUUCAGUAGAAAUCCUCUGAGUGAGAUUGGCAGCACUACUGUGGUCACUGAGCAUAUGCCCUUUCAUGCACUCAAGCCUGUCAACAACAAUUUCCACCCUCAGAAGCUGAAUGCAGAACAUGUAAGCUAUGGCAAAGUCGUUCAGCAAGAAACUGAGAAAAUACUUGGCAUCAGCAAAGCAACUCUAGAUUACGGCCUAACAAAUGUUAAUGGCAAAGUCAAGGAGCAGCAGCAGCUGGCACAGGAGGCUAAGGCAUUGAGAACAGUUACAGCAAAUGCUGCAGUGGAUGUGGUUGGUUUAGGAUUCGAAAGUCUUGUGCCUCAGGGAAUGAGAAGAAGCAGGUCUUCGAGGCUAUCCCGAGACCUAGACAUUAGUCUUGGAGAUCAGUCAAAGCCUACUCAAUCAUAUACUGAGUUAUUGCUUGAGGACAUCCAAAACUUUCAUCAAAAGAGCAGCAAGCCUGCAUUUUCACUCCCACCUUGUGUAACAAAAGCUUGCUCAAUAGUGGAGGCAGUUGCUGACCUUAACUCAAGCACUAGUUCCAGUUUAUCCAGCGCUUUCUCUGAUGACAGAAGAAGAAACCCCAAAGUUGAGCAACUUAACAAGAAUACUGAUACUUCUUUAGGAACCACUCCUCAGGGUAAAAAGAGGUUACAGAUAAAAGAGCCAUAUGUGGAAUCUGAGGUUGCUCCAAGUGAUGACUUAAUUAAGUCUCCUAUCAUACAGAAGUAUGUAACCUUUGGAAGGGGAACUGAUGGAGGUUAUUUUGAAGAGCCAGAAUCCUCAGGAAGCAACAGUUCUGUUGGUGGUCAGCGGUGUUGGUUUUCCCCAUCCUCCCGAGGACCAAAUUCAGCUGAUUCAACUGAUUCUUGGUCUCCUUCAAAAUCUUACAGUAGGCUUCAUGUGAAUCCACUAGCCUUUCAAACGCAUUCAGUAUCUGAGUGUGGCCGUGAUAUGGAUGAAGAUAAAAGAAGAAUGACAGCAAAUACGAGGGAUUCUGACAACCAACAACGUGGAAUAGGUCGCAACAGGACACCUAGAGGACCUCACACAAUAUCUAUGGCAGCUGCUGCUGCUUCAACUUAUUAGUUAUAUGCAGUUUCUUUGAGGAUUUAUAUGUUGCU